Molecule: messenger RNA, 450 nt
Organism: Haliotis rubra (blacklip abalone)
Lineage: Eukaryota; Metazoa; Mollusca; Gastropoda; Lepetellida; Haliotidae
Product: ADP-ribosylation factor-like protein 6-interacting protein 4
Exons: 2
Coding region: 1-450 (149 amino acids)
Source: RefSeq, a predicted model, not a curated record
AUGAAGCCAGCUAUUUCCCGUGAGGAAACACAUAAGGUUAAUACCAUACCAGCACAAAAUUUCCCCGUGGAAAUCAACAGCGAAGUUUUUGCAGAGGACCUACCUUUAAUAGAGGACCACUCUCCGGCAGAGGAGAUUUCUGGUUAUGGUUCUAAGCAUACUCCCGACCGGGUUUCAGACCUGAACCUCCACAAGCGGGAAAAGCACAACAACCAAACUGUCAGGAGGCCCCGGUCGACCAGGAAGUUCUCAUCUAGGGAGUUUGUCUCCUCCUCGGAGAGUGAGGAUGAGGAAAAGCAUACCCGGAGCUCCUCCUCCUCGUCCUCAUCCUCAUCAUCAACAUCAUCGUCCUCAGGGAAUUUUAAGAGGCAGAGGAGAGAAAGUGAAAAGGAGGAACAGAUGGAAGAGAAGAAAAAAGUUGAAGGGGAGGAGAAGAAAAAGGAGGAAUAG